AGCUCAGAUUUGAUCCCGAUUUUGUUAAUGAAAAUCAUGGUUGAUAAACAGUUUUAAACCAUCGAAGAAAGCAGUUGCAGGGUGAUAUGAAGAGAUAAGGAAUAUAAAAGAUAGAAGAUAUGGAGAGAUAUUGCAGAGGGUGGUCCAACACUGACGGGCUGUGUACGCCAGAGUUCGUGAAACUAAUCAGUAACUCCUUUGUAAUCCUAUGCGCUAUUGUGCUUUACUACUUUAAUAGUGUCGCUAAGAAGCGACUCGUCAGAUUCUGGUUCCACAGUCUUCAGUAUGCGUGUUUGAUUGGAUCGUUGUUUCUUGUUAUUGUGGAGAUAAUAUUAUGGCAUACCUUAUUUGGAGGUAAAGCAUUCGUCGUUCUAAACUCUGUGUAUCAGGUGUUUGGAAUGGUAGCAACGGGUGUCAUGUAUGCUGGAGGAGAGAGGACAGCCAGGAGGUUACCUCUCAUCAUCCUCACCGCUUCUUAUAUCACAUCCCUCGUCGCUAAUGUCAUGAUCAUUGUGAGGCUGAUAAACCAGUUUGAAGCUGAAAGUGCUGGUAGUUUAGAUGUUAGGGUGAUCAUUUCAGUGGUUCGAACAUUCCUCUACUUCGUUCUAACCAUCAUAUCCUUCGCCAACAUCAUCAAAGGUCGACUAUCGUGGACAAAGGUGGCGGACAGAGAUACGUGUAACAAACAUUGGACAGCAGCCUUACCCUCUCGUCUGACAUUUGCCUGGAUGAGGGGGCUGCUGAUCAAGGGGUGGAAGAAGCCCCUGGAGAUGUCAGAUAUUGGCGCUCCUCCUCAGGUGGACCAAUGUGGUCCUUUAGCUCAACAAUUCGACAAGUUGUGGACAGAAGAGGUAAAGAAAAAGAGUCCUUCUCUUAUCAUAGUCUGUUUGAAGCUGUUCAAGGAAACUUAUUAUAUUUCCAUAAUUAUGAGAGUUAUUGGAGAUGGAAUGGCAUUCUUGUCACCUUUUGCUAUCAGUGGCAUAAACAUAUACAUCGCAACUAAACAGGCUAACAUCAAGGCGCUACAGCUCAAUCCAUCGUCUCUGAACAUAACUGAAUCUAGUUCAAUGGUCCAAGACGAACCUAUGAUAGUCUCAGAGUUUUUCAAAAAUGGGUUCUUUCUCUGCUUUGUGAUAUUUCUAACUGGAAUCUCCCAAAGUAUUCUCAGUUCGAGAUAUUCAAUGUUUAUGAACUUCUGGCGAGCAACUCACGUGAGGUCCCUGCUACAAUUCACUGUUUUCAAGAAGGCUUUACGGCUGGCUUCCUGGGCUAGCAAAGAUCCUGAUCUAACUCAAGGUAAAAUACUGAACGUUAUGAGUACGGACACCCAGCAGUACCAUUUCAUGUUCUACUUCGUCAACUUCCUUGUUGUCUCACCUGUCAUGAUUAUUGGAUGUAUAAUCCUUCUUCUCUUGGAUAUCGGUUGGGUGUCUUUGAUUGGAAUAUUUUUCCUCUUCGCGUCAUUUCCCAUCAAUGGAAUGGUUGCCAAGAAAAUGGGCGAAUGUCAACGAAAGAUAAUGUUUGCGAAAGAUAAGCGAAUGAAGGUGAUGAACGAGAUGCUGUUAGGGAUGAAGAGCAUCAAGAUGUACAGUUGGGAGCCUAUCUUUGAGAGGAUGAUUGUCAACGCUAGGAAAGAAGAGACGAAGAUUUUGCGAACUCAGAUGACUUUGAGAGCAGUGUUUAUCUUCAUAGCAAACGUCAUGCCAACAAUCAUGGCCUGUUCUAUCUUCGUGGUGUACAGUGCUACUUCACCUAUAGAUCCAGAUACUGGUAAACACACACCUCUCACUACGUCUCUAGCCCUCAGGACCCUAGCACUGCUAAACAUUCUGAGGCUACCCUUCAUCUUGAUACCUUUUGCUAUCGGAGCGUUUGUCUCUGGUAGAGCAUGUGCGCAGAGAAUCACCAAGUUCCUCAAAGCACCUGAGUUACCGAUGCAAAGUGAAAUGCUGAAUGGCACUCCAGCUGAAAAUGGCUACCACGACAGUAACGGCUACUCGGACAGUGGAGUAGCAGUCGAGUUUACUAACGCCAGUCUGUCGUGGGACAUUGCUGAAGACGCAACAGUUAUACUACAAGAUAUAGACGUGAAGAUACCCAAGAGUAAGCUGACGAUAGUGGUUGGAGAGGUGGGAGGUGGCAAGACGGCUCUGGUCAGCGCGCUCCUAAACGAAAUGCACAUCGUAUCUGGCAAAGUAACCAACCACAUUAGAAGUGACAAGAUAAGUUACGCCGCCCAAAGUCCAUGGAUUCUCAAUUCAACUGUAAAGGAAAAUAUAAUAUUUGGGCAGCCGCUGGACGAAAAACGCUACAAAGAAGUGUGUGCCGCAUCAUGUCUAGACUUGGAUCUCAAAACCUUGCCAGGUGGUGAUGAAACUGAGAUUGGUGAGCGCGGUAUUAACCUUAGUGGUGGUCAGCGACAGAGAGUCAGUGUAGCGCGGGCGUUAUACGCCCAAUCUGACCUUGUUAUUUUAGAUGACCCGCUUUCGGCGCUGGAUGCACACGUGGGUGCUAAGUUGUUUGAGAUGGGAAUAAAGAAGUUUUUAGCAGAGUCUGGAAGAACUGUUGUUCUUAUUACACAUCAUCUCCAGUACCUUUCGGAUGCAGACCUGGUGAUAGAGAUAGCUCACGGGAAGCUAUCUUACGUCGGGGAUCACACACUAUACGAGAAAGAAUCUCAAUUCUACAAGAACUUUCUGGAAAAUCUGGCCGAGAAAGGGGAGGAGGAAGAGAAGGAGGUCAGCGAGGAUAUAGCCAGAAAGGAGUCUUCAGCAGACAAGGAAGUUACGAAAACCGAAACAGUUGCAAGAAAGAUAAAGCGGCAGGAGUCCCAAGCUGAUGCUUUGAAAAAGAAAGAAAAGGGUGGUCUAAUGACAAAGGAGGACAGGGAGAAGGGCUCAGUUAGCAUCAGAGUUUAUAUGAUCUGGGCAUCAGCUGCAGGAGUAACGCUGAUCUUAACACUGUUAAUUCUACUUGUAUCGCAAAUUGGCCGUAUAAUAGUGGAUUAUUGGAUAACAGUGUGGACAGAGAAACGCAUCACAAGUGCAGGCUGGGUAGAUAGUGAUACUUACUAUAUCUUAACUUACAUAGGACUGGCACUCUUUACCAGUGUUCUGGUGUUCAUUGGUACGAUCCUAAUGGUAUUUGACGCAAUGAGAGCCAGUCAGACACUCUUUGUGAACAUGCUGCUCCGGAUAAUGAAAGCCACACCUCGCUUCUUUGAUGUUACUCCUCUUGGUCGAAUUAUUAGCAGGUUCAGCAACGACGUAACCAGUGUAGACACAACACUACUGGAAAAUGUCAACAGUGCCUAUAGCCUUACUACUCGUGUCCUAUGUGUACUGGUUAUGCAGAUAAUUGCCAGUUACUACUUCGGCAUCGCUGUGAUCCCGCUGGCGUUGAUGUACUACGUAGUCCAGAAGAUCUACAUCACCACCUCCCGGGAGAUACAGAGACUGGAUAGUAUCUGCAAAUCUCCCGUAAUGGCCCUAUUCUCCGAAUCUCUAGGAGGGUUAUCUACUAUCAGGGCUUAUCUUAAGAUUCCCAGUUUUCAGUCCCGAAUGGAGAAGUACAUUGAUAGUAGCACUAACACCUUCAUGCUGGUCAACAUGGCCGCCAACUGGGUCGGAUUCAGACUAGAUCUUAUAGGUGUAAUGAUAACAACAUUAUCGGGCCUGGUGUGUGUUACACUGUGCGGUCAAACCAGCGGUGACGGCUUCCUCAUCUCGCCCUCAGAUGCAGGAUUAGCGCUCACCUUCGCUCUUACUCUUCCUGGGGAACUCAACUGGAUGUUGCGGAAUCUCAGCAUGAUGGAGUUGUAUAUGAACGCAGUAGAGCGGAUAGACAACUACGCAACAAUAGUACCAAUAGAAGAGGACGAUGGUAAAUCGGACCCUGAUGCCUCCUGGCCUUCUAAAGGAGAGAUAAAGUUUGUUAAUUAUUACGGGGCAUAUGACAAGGAGCUGGAUAGUGUACUGCAAGAUGUUACUGUAACGAUACCCGCCGGCAAGCGUGUUGGUAUUUGUGGUAGAACUGGCAGUGGGAAAUCCUCUCUAACAAUCGCUCUCUUCCGAUUACUUACUUGCAAGGGCGGCUCGAUUGUAAUUGACGGUGUGGACAUAAAGGACUUAACCUUGAAGAGAUUACGAGAAACCCUAACUAUAAUACCCCAAGACCCCUUAUUAUUUGCUGGAACUUUACGCUACAACCUGGACCCGUCAGAGACCGUCAAUGAUGACGAGGUAUGGGGAGCGCUGGAGAGGGUAAACAUGAAGCAACCUGUUGAAGAUAUGGAUAAUGGACUUGACAGUCUAAUCGAAGGAUCAGGUGAUAACUUCAGUGUCGGACAGAAACAGUUACUGUGCUUAGCUCGAGCUUUCCUAAGGAACAGCAAAAUAAUCAUCAUGGACGAAGCUACUGCUAGCAUCGACAUGGAGACAGACGAGAAAAUACAGAAGGUGCUGCGAUCAGAGUUUGUUGGGAGGACGAUGUUAGUAAUAGCACAUCGUAUCAGCUCCAUAGCAGAUUCAGAUCUUAUUCUGGUAAUGGAUCAGGGUAAAAAGGCUGAGUUUGACACUCCAGCCAAGCUUUCUCAAGACCCUAGUAGCAUGUUCAGUGGACUACUUACCAGCAAUGUUUUAUAGCAUUACUAUUUGCUCUUUAUUUUUGAUAUGGGCUAGGUGUAGACUUUGACUAUUUAUAUAGGAACGAAUGAAACAGUGGACAAUGAUAGUGCAGUGAUUGCAUUUAUUUGAUAAGAACGAAUGAACUGUGGACAGUCAGUAAGUGUAGUGAUCGCAUUUAUUUGAUAGGAGCGAAUGAACUGUGGACAGUCAGUAAGUGUAGUGAUCGCAUUUAUUUGACUGUCCAGUUUUGAGAUCUCUCAGGCUCUGUUGUUAUUAUCACCCCUGAACACGAGCAGGUAUUCAGGGUCAGGUAUUGUUAUUAUUAGAGCCAUGUAAGGUAUCGAUUCGACGGAUAAUUUUGGCACUCAGCUGCGUAUUAUUGGCUCAUAUAAGAUGGAAAUUAUAAACUCCUUCUUAAUACUGUAUUGAAAUUUAUAUUUACUUUCGAGAUUGGAAAUGUCACGAAUAAAGUGAGGAUGCAGUUUUCUGGUUAAUGAAUCGAUGUUUUGCAGUCACCUGCCUGGCUGAUAUUUGUUUGUGAUGUAAUAAAUUUACAAUUUUAGGAUUAGAAAUUAUAAUCAGAACUUGGCAACUCGUGGCCAUCGCGAGAUGUUUAUUAAUUAUUAUUGCAGUAUUUUUUAUUCUUACACAUUUAAUUUAUUGACUAAUAUGUAUCGAUUCGGCGAAUACAAUUUAUCUGAUAUUAACGGGCUUAAGUUCCGGAGAGCAGCCUUUUUUCCGGUCCUAACUUAUUUUCACGACCAAGGCCGGACAACUUUCGGCUGAUAUCUGGUAUAUCCAGACUUUAGAAAGGCCUCACUCCCAACCUAUUACUCCAACAUUGCUUUUUAUGUUUGUAGCUUGAUUGUUUGUAGCGAUUUUAUAUGCUUGUUAUCAUAAUCAUGUUGUAAGAUAACAAUAUCAAUGGAGAUCAAUUUGUUUCGAAACC
Bolinopsis microptera is the source of this 5574-nucleotide messenger RNA. RefSeq names its product ABC transporter C family member 10-like. Gene Ontology annotation, molecular function: ATP hydrolysis activity; ABC-type transporter activity; ATP binding. Gene Ontology annotation, biological process: transmembrane transport. Gene Ontology annotation, cellular component: membrane. The transcript is spliced from 31 exons. Bases 120 to 4643 code for a protein of 1507 amino acids. The record is from RefSeq and is a predicted model, not a curated record. NCBI's taxonomy places the organism in Eukaryota, Metazoa, Ctenophora, Tentaculata, Lobata, Bolinopsidae.